Messenger RNA from Elaeis guineensis (African oil palm), 2553 nucleotides. RefSeq names its product ESCRT-related protein CHMP1B. NCBI's taxonomy places the organism in Eukaryota, Viridiplantae, Streptophyta, Magnoliopsida, Arecales, Arecaceae. Gene Ontology annotation, biological process: vacuolar transport. The record is from RefSeq and is a predicted model, not a curated record.
GGAAAUAAUAAUACCUCUAUUACGCUUUAAUCCGUUGCUUUCCCGUCCCUCCCUUUCCUCUCCUCUCCCCUUCCUCUUCCCCUCACCUAAUAAGUCGAUCCUUCUUCUCGCUCUCGCCGGCACCCUAACCCUAGGGAUUAAAUCCUCUUUCCUUGGAAUCGGAUCGUGCGAUCGUCGAUGGGGAACACGGAGAAGCUGAUGAACCAGAUCAUGGAGCUGAAGUUCACGUCGAAGAGCCUGCAGCGGCAGGCGCGCAAGUGCGAGAAGGAGGAGAAGGCGGAGAAGCUCAAGGUGAAGAAGGCGAUCGAGAAGGGCAACAUGGAUGGCGCCCGCAUCUACGCCGAGAACUCCAUCCGCAAGCGCAACGAGCAGAUGAACUACCUCCGCCUCGCCUCCCGCCUCGACGCCGUCGUCGCCCGCCUCGACACCCAGGCCAAGAUGCAGACGAUCGGCAAGUCCAUGGGCACCAUCGUUAAGGCCCUCGACGUCUCCCUCGCCACCGGCAACCUCCAGAAGAUGUCCGAGACCAUGGACCAGUUCGAGCGCCAGUUCGUCAACAUGGAGGUCCAGGCCGAGUUCAUGGAGGGCUCCAUGGCCGGAUCCACCUCCCUCUCCACCCCGGAGACCGAGGUCAACAGCCUUAUGCAGCAGGUCGCCGACGACUACGGCCUCGAGGUUUCCGUCGGCCUCCCCCAGCCCGCCGCCCAUGCCAUCCCUGCCAAGGAGAAGGAAAGGGUCGACGAGGAUGACCUGUCCCGCCGUCUAGCCGAGCUCAAGGCCAGGGGCUAGCUCCAUCGAUUUGAUUCGAUUUUUAGUAUGCUGGACAUUUGGCACCAUACUUUUGAUGUCAGUGAUGGGAGAUGGUCUUCUAUUACAAUCUUGGUGGGAGUUACUCCUGUUCUACAUGUUCUCGGAUGCCACAUCUAUGCUCAACAUCUUUUAAGACGUGUGCUGCUUUUGUUUCUGAGUUGAAUAUCCAGAUUUUGUAAUUUUUAGGAAUUUAUGAUUGCCUUAGCUCUAAAAAUAGGACAAGCUCUCAAAAUUUCAAAAAUUUCAAUCACGUAUGACAGUUUUCCUUGUCUGUUAGUGUAAAGCUCAGUCUCGGGGUUUUACUAUAUUCUUACAUUUUAUAAUUCCUUUUGAGAGAUUCCAACAUAACCACAAUUUGAUCUUUGGGCUUAUCAUUUAGUUCUUGAAUUACAUGAGGUUCUAAACUCUCAACAUUCUCUUUGCUUUUCUAGAUUAUGAUUGAUAUAAGUAACAUGCUGCACUCAUCAAAGUGAUACUGCUUAUCUUCAAGAGAACUUUGUAUGGAUGGAUAAUAUCGACUUUUGAAUUUUUUUGUUUAUAAAUUGGGUCAUCCUUGGGCAUAGUGUGUUGCUUCCCUUAAUUAUUUAUUUAUUUUACUCUAGAUUAAUCUUACUUAGUUUUGAGCUUUCCUUCCUUCCAAGUCUUCAAUAAGAUACAUUCUCCAUCUUUUAUCCCAUUUCUCUUCCCUGAUCACCUAAUCUUGCGUUUCCCUUAUACUCUCUGUUAUACACCACAUCUCUCUACUUUGAUCUUCUGUCAGUUUGUCCCUUUCUCCUUUAUCAUUGUCCAUAUUCUCCUGUCCUUGAACGUUAUUAUGCAACUUUUAUCUGCCUUCCCUAGUUGAAUUAUGGUUGAAGGACUAGAGUUUUUUUUUUUAAUAAUCUUCAGGUCUUAGGAUCUAAGCAAAAUUUCUCCUUCUAAAUUCUCUGGAAGAGUGUUUAUAUAAUUUAGCUCUGAAGUAGAUACAGGUAGCAUUUAGAAAUUAAAGUUUUUUUGAUUAGGAGGCGUGUUUAGAAGUAGAAACGCCUGAUUUAGGAUUGCAAGUACCUAUUUGAAAUUGAUUUCGAGCCCUGCAGUCUCACAAGUUGCACUAGUUUGAUAGUUAUAUGCAUGCAAAGUUGAUUCAAAAUUUGAAGCUUGGCAAAAUGAAAGACGCAGAUUAUUUGAAGGGGUGUAUUCUAUCAUUACCCCUUUUAAUUACCUUUCUUUAGAUGUUUAAGUUUGAAGUUAAUUUCUAAAGCGUGGAUAUUGUCGUGCAAUUGCUUCAACAAAAGACAAAGUUCCCUCAAUGAGCAUCUUGUUGGCAAUAUAAACCAGUUGUGAAAGUUGAAGGAAGCAGUUGAUCUAUGGUCUGAAAAAUAGUUGAUGCGGGGUAUAACAAAUAAAUAUUGCAGUGAACAAUGCAUUUAAAGGAAAUGACAUUGGAGGAAGACUUUAUGAGAAAAGGAAGGGGAGAAUAAAAGGUGAGGGUGUAUUUUUUGUAUGAUGCAUGUCAUAUGUAUAGGCUUGGAAGGACAUUUAUGACCUUUGCAACAAUUGGACAAAUUUGACAAAAGAAAUAUACAAAAAGGAUACAGUGAAUAUGCAAAGGGGGUUCAGGCAGCAAGGUAGCAUGUACAUGAGAGAGAGUUAGGUAGCUCACUUGUAGGAUCCAUGUAAGUGCUACUUAUGAAAUUAGGGAAGCACAAAUUGUUCAAAUUUUAUUGCUAAGCCGUAGAUAUCAGACUCACUUUUUUUUUUUUU